AUGCAUUUGUGGUUAAGCAUCAUUUGUUCUUAUCUACUAUUCAAAGGAUUCAAUUGUUACAAAGAAGAAUUAAUUGUUUCAGAACAUCCUAUAAAACAUGAGGAUUGUCCCCGGUUAGAUGAUAACAAUCAUCCAAUACUUCUUGCCCAUCCUAAUGAUUGCCGUCGCUAUUAUAGCUGCUUAGACGGUUUCGCGUAUCCUAAAAUGUGCCCGGAAAAUUUGCACUGGAGUGCUGUAACAUAUCGUUGCGACUAUCCGGAAAUUGCCAAAUGCGAAACGGAAGCCAACAUCGAUAAUCAAAUUGCAAAUGCUAAUAAUUUCAAAUCGAAAGUUUACUUUCAAAACCAUCCCAGCGAUUGCAAUCGCUUUGUUCAAUGUCAAAUAAUGAAAUGCCCACCCAAUUACCAUUGGAACGCGAAAACGGAACGUUGCGAUUUUCCUCAUUUGGCUCAGUGUGAAAAUUAUCCUCCAUCUUCUAAUCAGUCCGCUGGUGCUGCCACCGCUAGUACACCCCCUUCAUCAGGUAAUCAAGAAAACGGUGUCACAUCUCCCGGCUGGCCUGCUGGUAAUGACACUCAAGCAUCGUCCGGCCACUGUGCAGUCUGCGAUGCGCUUUGCGACCGAAACGAUCAAAUGUAUUUACCGUUCCCAGGCAAUUGUCAUAAGUUCAUACAAUGCAAUGGCAUAGCUUUCAUUUUCAAUUGUCCCGAUCAUUUGUAUUGGAAUGCCAAAUUAAAUGCUUGCGAUCGCAUUUGCGUACCAAAUUAA
Messenger RNA from Glossina fuscipes, 768 nucleotides. RefSeq names its product peritrophin-1-like. The transcript is spliced from 2 exons. Gene Ontology annotation, cellular component: extracellular region. Gene Ontology annotation, molecular function: chitin binding. NCBI's taxonomy places the organism in Eukaryota, Metazoa, Arthropoda, Insecta, Diptera, Glossinidae. Bases 1 to 768 code for a protein of 255 amino acids. The record is from RefSeq and is a predicted model, not a curated record.